AAGUAUCCCAAUCUACACAAUCUGUUAUGUCGAGGCUUUGUGACGACAACCCUUUACUAUUUCGAGUCUUAUCUCUCUCUCUCUCUCUACCUACUUUCCAAGUAGAAACCAUCCAACGGCAAACUCUACUGGUCAGUUGAAAAGUCACUGUCCACCAUCACUUUCAUUGGUUUCAAAGCUCCUUUUCCUUCUUGUUGUUAGUCUUUAACCAAACCCUCCUCACAUUACACACACCUCUCACCUAUCUAGCUAUCCCAAGUCUCUACCAACAACUUCACACCUUUUCCCAAUUUUUUUUUUUUUUUUUUUUUUUUUCUUUCCUUUCCUUUUGAUUCCAUUUUAGGAUUUAUCAGUUCAUUUGGGUUUGGUGAGUAUGAAAAGAUUAUCAAGAACUAAAAAAAAAUGUGAUGGUGUGGAGAAAAAAGGGUACACCUACAAUUGGAAGGUCACUAUUGAUUGGGAGAUGAGGCCCGGGGGAAUGCUUGUUCAAAAGAGAGAUGUUGCUUCUGGUACCGAACCUGCUGCUACUAAUUCUGAUACCAUGAUCAAGAUCAAGGUCUCUCAUGCCUCUUAUCAACAUCAUAUCACUGUCCCUGAUCAAUCCACUUUUGGGGAUCUGAAAAAGGUUCUUGCCCAUGAAACUGGACUGGAACCUAAGGCGCAAAGACUAUUGUUUAGAGGGAAAGAGAAGGGUGAUGAGGAAUGUUUGCAUAUGGUUGGUGUAAAAGACAUGUCAAAGUUGAUUCUGUUGGAGGACCCUGCUAGCAAAGAAAGGAAGCUUAAGGAGAUGAAUAGAAAUCAAAGUGUAUUGAAAGCUUAUGAAGCUGUUGCCACAGUUAGUGCAGAAGUUGAUAAACUCCGGGACAAGGUUGUCGCAUUGGAUACAACUGUGCAUAAUUGCACCAAGGUUGCGGACAGGGAAUUUGCCGUCUUGACAGAGUUGCUCAUGGUGCAGUUGCUUAAAUUGGAUACCAUUGAGGCUGAUGGAGAAGCAAAAGUGCAGAGGCGUGUCGAGGUUCGACGCAUCCAGAGUUUUCUUGAUGCAAUUGACAAUUUAAAGGCAAGAAAUUCUAAUCCUUUUAGGAAUAGCAGCAAUCCUGUGUCAGUGGCAACCAAAUGGGAGAAAUUUGAUUUGGGAUUCGGAAGCCUCAGUGCUCCAAGCCCAAUAGGAUGAUCUUCCACAAAAAUCACUCAGGACUGGGAAAUGUUCGAGUAGCUGAAGGUUUGUCCCUUUGUUUGAGUUGUAUAAAGAGUAUCUGUAAUGUUAUAUGAUUCGAAUCCUGUUUUGUGCAGUCUUGUAUUUCUGAUUUCUGAGGUGCUACUUGGUGAAAACUGGAAUGAGAGAGUGGCUUACAUGAAUGUAUAGAAUGUUACAGUUAAUUUAAAAUAACAACAGUUUUUUGUACACAUGAUUUUGUCAAUAUAUUGAACAGUGAAACAAGUAGCAAUGGUUUUUGAUAAUCCUCUUCAUGGCAGUGACCUUGUCAAACACAUUCCAAAGCAAGACUUGUCUCGGGACUUUGCAUUCUUUUUUUCUUUUUUUUUAGGUAACCGGGGUAUCCAGGGUUUUGCCCCGACUAAAUCCCCGGGACACCGUGCAAAGCGCCCCCUUCACACGGAUCGGAUAAAGCUCGGGCUUUCACCUGCAAGAAUGACCCCUAAGGAAUCGUUU
Messenger RNA from Cornus florida, 1672 nucleotides. RefSeq names its product BAG family molecular chaperone regulator 4-like. Gene Ontology annotation, cellular component: cytoplasm. The coding region runs from base 374 to 1174 and encodes 266 amino acids. The record is from RefSeq and is a predicted model, not a curated record. Lineage: Eukaryota; Viridiplantae; Streptophyta; Magnoliopsida; Cornales; Cornaceae. Gene Ontology annotation, molecular function: adenyl-nucleotide exchange factor activity; protein-folding chaperone binding. Gene Ontology annotation, biological process: protein stabilization. The transcript has 4 exons.